This is a messenger RNA of Nomia melanderi (Alkali bee), 470 nucleotides long. RefSeq names its product chymotrypsin inhibitor-like. Lineage: Eukaryota; Metazoa; Arthropoda; Insecta; Hymenoptera; Halictidae. The record is from RefSeq and is a predicted model, not a curated record.
UAUCAAUGUGGAAAAUCGUCACGGGUCGACGGGCAACAUAACGACGGCGUCUAUAUAAAAGGCAACUGGUUUCCGCGUCUUAGUUUCAGUCGCAUUUUGUCUACGAAGCAGUGCUACCAUGUCCCGAAUCUUCAUCUUUUUAGUUGCCAUUGUGGCAGUGCUCUUCGUUAGUACGCAUGGUCAACAAUGCGGCGUGAACGAGCAGUUCAAUUCUUGUGGAUCGGCCUGUGAACCCAGUUGCAGUCAACCUUCACCGCAGUUAUGCACUAUGCAAUGCAUAAUUGGUUGUCAAUGUAAAGAAGGAUACUUGAGGAAUGCUGCAGGAAGCUGCGUAUCUCCCCAGGAUUGUUAAUACCAGUGGAUCCUAUUUGCCUUUCGUUUAUUAUCUACGAUGCCAAAUACCUACUCUCUCUUGAAGUAUCCUUCCAAAUGUAAUAUACCAACGUGCGAAUAAAUAGCUGUUCAAUUGA